This is a messenger RNA of Corticium candelabrum, 3096 nucleotides long. RefSeq names its product collagen alpha-1(IV) chain-like. The transcript has 32 exons. The record is from RefSeq and is a predicted model, not a curated record. NCBI's taxonomy places the organism in Eukaryota, Metazoa, Porifera, Homoscleromorpha, Homosclerophorida, Plakinidae. Gene Ontology annotation, molecular function: extracellular matrix structural constituent. Gene Ontology annotation, cellular component: collagen trimer; extracellular matrix. Bases 135 to 2900 code for a protein of 921 amino acids.
UACGCGCACAUCAACUUUCUAAAUAUUAGAUGAUAGUUACAAGUUAUAGCUGUUAAUUACAUUAGGCUUCUCGUCAGCUUUUUGCUCACGGUACCAAAGCUAGAACAUCGUCGACCUUGCAGCGUGGUGUCCCUAUGCAAUCAAUGAGGAUGAGAACGAAUGGGUUGAGAGCAUGUGCAGCAGUCUGCUUCUGUGUUAACGUUAUUUUGUGUGGAAUUCGCGUCAGCGAAGCCCAAGUUCAAACUAAAAUUGUGCGUCAGGCGGGUGUUCCUAGUGCAGGCAGAUGCUACAGCGGUACCGGCACCACAGUUACUCUGACAGGGCCGAAGGGAUUUAAGGGUGAGCAAGGAGAGCCUGGAGAGAAGGGUCAUUCAGGUCGAACUGGAUCAGAAGGGCCAAGGGGACUUCAAGGGAAAAUAGGACCUCCUGGAGAUGAUGGUCCUCCAGGGUUCUCUGGAUCUAAAGGUGCUAAAGGAAAUUCAGGAUCCAUUGGACCUGCUGGUCCUAGAGGCCGUAAAGGUGUUACUGGGGAGCCUGGUCAUAGAGGAAGCACUGGUCCAAUGGGAUUGCCUGGUGAGGACGGACUGCCAGGAUGUCAAGGAAGCAAAGGAGUCGAAGGAGAUAAGGGUGUGAAAGGAGACAUUGGCAUUAAGGGUGCCUUGGGUGAUAAGGGAAGACAGGGGACAUCAAUAAUUGGCAGGACUGGACGCAAGGGAGAAAUGGGUGAAAUAGGAUCUACGGGUGAAAAAGGAGACAAAGGAAGUUUGGGAGAGAAAGGACAAAAAGGGAAGAAAGGAGAGAGAGGCUUUGGUGACAUUGGCCCAGUUGGUGGUAAAGGUAGCAAGGGCAACAUGGGAGAUAGAGGUUCAGUUGGUCCUCAAGGUCCAAAAGGAAAUGAUGGUGAUAUUGGACCACGAGGCCCUCCUGGUCAAGGUGACAAGGGAGACAAAGGAAAUGUAGGUCGUAAAGGUAGCAUAGGAGACGACGGAAGAGUUGGUGAUCCUGGUGAAAGGGGGCCAGUGGGUCCUCAAGGACCAAUAGGGAAUCCUGGUAUUAUUGGACCAAUAGGACCUCCUGGAGAAGGUGAGAAAGGAGAAAAAGGAAACAAAGGUGUUAGAGGCAGCACAGGAUACAAAGGGAGUAUCGGUGAUCCUGGACCUCCAGGGCCAAGACAGAAGGGAUCUAGUGGAGCCAAGGGUGUAAUCGGUGCUCAAGGACCUAGAGGUGAUCCAGGUACUCCAGGAAAUGGUUAUGUAGGCAGGAAAGGCGAUCCUGGACCUAAAGGAGAGAGAGGCAUAACGGGAGUAGGGCAAAAGGGGCAGAAGGGGAAAAAGGGUGAGAUAGGAAUUCGAGGUUCUAAAGGUGACCAGGGAGAGCGAGGAUGGACUGGUCAUAAAGGUGAUAUGGGUAACAAAGGAGAUCCAGGGAACGAUGGAGGAAUGGGACCAAAAGGAAUGAAGGGGCCACAAGGAGAAAGGGGUCAGAAGGGACGGAGGGGGAAUGACGGACCAGUGGGGCCUCAAGGGCCAAAAGGUGAUAUUGGCUUGGGAAUUAAGGGUGAAAAGGGAAAUAGAGGGGUGCCAGGUCCACCUAGUGAUGGAGCUAAGGGCAACAAAGGUAUUCAGGGUGACCUAGGUGACAAGGGAAGCAAGGGACUACCACAUGAAAGAGGUGAAAAAGGCGAAAAGGGGAAAAAGGGAGACCAUGGGCAUACAGGUGCUCCUGGACCGAAAGGUGAUACUGUUAAAGGAGAAAAAGGAAUAAAGGGUGAGAGCAAGUUUGGACCAGUUGGUCCAAAAGGAGAGAGGGGAGACAAGGGAGACCAUGGUCAUCAGGGCGAUCCAGGUGAUAAAGGUCAAAAAGGAAUCAGAGGUUUUGGCGACAUUGGACCUGAUGGUCCACCAGGACCAAAGGGAGGGAAAGGAGAACUUGGUUCUGAUGGCAGAAAGGGUGACAAGGGGCUGCAGGGUGUCAAAGGUAUAAAAGGUGACAAAGGUGUGCCUGGUGAAACAGGUCCUGAAGGUUUAAAGGGACAAAAAGGCAUUAGAGGACAGGGAGAAAAAGGAGGCAAAGGCAAUAAGGGCAAUGAUGGGAAAGGCGACAAGGGUGACCGAGGACCAAUUGGUCCAAAAGGCAUCAAGGGAAGUAUAGGUAACAAAGGUAAUGACGGGGAGAAAGGGAGCCAGGGAUCAGCUGGUCGAGAUGGAUCUAAUGGCCGCAAUGGCAUUCCUGGCCCCAGAGGUCCAUAUGGAACUAUCACCAUCGUCCGUCACAGUCAGAGCAGUGAUGUGCCACUGUGUCCCGGUGGAUUUAUUAGUUUGUACUCCGGCUAUUCAUUCUUGUUUGCCCACGGAUAUGGAUUCGCUCAGGGUCAAGACUUGAGUCGAAGUGGCUCAUGUCUACAAGACUUCCAAGAAAUUCCCUUCAUGUCUUGCAAUGGUAUUGCUUGCGACUCGAAAUUGAGAGAUGGAUACAGCUACUGGCUUGCUGUGAGUGGAUUAAAUCGACCAGCAAAAGAUAAUAAUCCCGGGUUUAUAAGUCGAUGCAGUGUUUGCGAAGGCAGUGCGGCUGUUCUUACUUUACACAGUCAGAAACAGACCGUUCCAUCCUGCCCUUCAGGAUAUGCCAGCCUCUGGGAAGGAUACAGCUACUACAUGAAUACUGGUGUCACUGGACAAGGUAGUGGUCAAGAUCUUGCUUCUCCUGGAUCGUGUUUGGAAAUAUUUUCUGCCGUGCCAUUUGCUGAGUGCAAUAGUUACAAUCGUUGUCGACGUCAGGAGUCAAAUCGUGGGUAUUGGUUGGCAGCCAGUGAUGUUUCACAUGACUCAAGAAUUUCAACUACCACUGGACAGGCAAGGGAAAGAGCAAGCAGAUGUCAAGUUUGUGCUCGACGUGACUAAGUGCAUGACAAGGUAAUCCGAAUAUGAGAGAGUUGACAACUCGUAGAGCGCAUAUAAGCUUAAGGCAGUAACUGCAAGUGGUGACUAUCAAUUGACUAUCUGUGUUUUGUUAGUUGACCAUGUUUGUGUUGUGCUCUUGACGCUAAGUAGUUGCGACUAAUAGCUACUAGGCAAUUGGCUGAAAUCCAGAUGUACG